This is a messenger RNA of Camellia sinensis, 507 nucleotides long. Lineage: Eukaryota; Viridiplantae; Streptophyta; Magnoliopsida; Ericales; Theaceae. The record is from RefSeq and is a predicted model, not a curated record.
AUGGCGGUUAUUGAUUUUCGUAAUGCUCUAGGAAAGUGUCAACUCAAGACUACCAUCAACAGUCUUCCAAGUUUGCUAGAUUCUUCUGUGAGUGAUGAAGGUGAAAAUUGGAGCGUGGGGCAACGCCAACUCUUCUGUCUCGGAAGAGUCCUGCUAGGAAGAAACAAAUUUCUAGUUUUGGAUGAAGCAACAGCUUCAAUUGAUUCAACCACUGAUGCCAUUCUACAAAGGAUAAUUAGGGAAGAAUUCUCAAAUUGCACAGUGAUAACUGUAGCUCAUAGAGUUCCAACUAUCAUAGACAGUGACAUGGUUAUGGUCCUUUCUUUUGAUAUGCUUCUAUUCCACCCAAUAGCUUUUGAGUAUUAUCUUCUUAUUUUUAAAUGUUUUGGUAAACACCCCUUGCUCCAAUAAAAAAAGAUCAAUUAUAAUAAUUUGAGGAUAAUUUUAUGAUACACUGUUUGAAAAAAUUUAGGUAAAACUUUCACUAAAGACCCAAAAAAAAAAAAA